UAAAAGGCAGCGACCGUGACUCGGGAGUACAACACCUGAAGCUGACAGUCAGUCGGUUUCAGUGACUGGGGAGCAACAACAUGUGUUUCUGGGGAAGAGAGAUGGAGAAAUCAGUGAUCACCCUGAGGACAGUCAUCCUCGCCCUGUGCAUCUUUGAGGCGCCUGUUGGAGCUGAUUGUGGCACUGAACUGGGAGAAAGCAGCGGAUGUCCAUCGAGCUGGACCAGUCUGUGGUACGUAUGGUUGAUUUUGUUGACCAUCUUUCUGCUGUUGGUAUGUGGAGUAAUGGCCAGUUGUGUGAAAUGCUGCAGAAGAACUAAACCCCAGGUCCCCACUUUCACAACUAGACCUUAUGAAGUUACAGUGAUAGCCAUUGAUAAUGAUAGUACCAUUCACAGCACUGUAUCACCAAACAGUCCAUUGCAGUACAUCUCCACCAAUAGGAAUGGCAACACCUUCCAGGAGGCCAGCAGCAUCAUUUUGCCACCUCCACCCUACAGUCUAUAUGCUAUUGAAACGCCUCCACCCUAUGAAAUGGCCCUAAAAAUGGCCAAACCUGUUGAGACCCAGAACCCAAAGAUCCUGGAAGAGAACUUGGAAAGGAACGAUGAGUCCAGUCCUACAGCGGAAACAUCCACGGCCACUUCAUCAGUGUUAUCAUAGCAAUCAACACCUUUUUACUAAUUGACUCAAAACUUCUUCAGAAUUUUUUUUUGUUUUUUUUAAAAAUAUUUUUCGGAGCUAUCUGAGACCGACAGAGCAAAUGUCUUCCUCUGGUUCCAAAGAGAACUGUUUAUAGUGACCGCAUCUUGCUUUAAGCGAGUGAAACAUUUUUAGCAAAUUGCUGCAGAACCAACUCCAUUACCAAGUAAUGACCUUUGUUCAAUGUGAUUUGGGUAUUUCGCUGUUAAUGAUAUUCUAUGGCAAUAGGAUUACAUCAAUCUGAAUGUCUCAAAGUUAAGAAAACAUGACCUUGACAAAAGAUAUUUUGAACAUUCUAAUGUGUGUCUGACUCCAGGAGAAAGGGUUUUGAAAAGUUCCCUUUGUACCAUCGAGUGGUCUGGUGGAUAGUUCUGGAUUUCAAAAGGCAAAGGCAGUAAACCAUGCUUUUUCAGUGAAACCUUUAGUAUUCAUUAAACCUUAUACUGUCAACUUCAUUGGGAAUUGGACCUCUUCAAAUCAAAAAAUAUUCUUUGUACUGUUAAUAUCAUCCACAAAUGGACCUUAUGCUCAUGUUCUGUAGUCCAGAUAUGACUUGGUUGUUAAUUGUUGCAAAGUGCAUUGCAAAGGCAACUAACCCAUGAAUGAGUUAAAUUUACAACCUACCUAAUCUACUGAUGAUUUAUACAUUAGUGAAAUAAUUUGGAAUCAAAUUAAAUCCAUGUUUCUGGUUUAAAACUGCUUUUGCCUAGAAGGGUGAACUAUACCCUACUGUUACCAACAUUUGGAGAAGUUAUGAAAUCUUGUUUACAUAAGUAUGCAAAUAAUCAGUUUCCACUUUAAUGUAAUGAAUUCUGUACAGUUUUGUUAUGAAAUACCUGUGGGUUUAGUAUUUUAUGAAAUAAAUGUGCUUUAAAAA
Molecule: messenger RNA, 1578 nt
Organism: Carcharodon carcharias (great white shark)
Lineage: Eukaryota; Metazoa; Chordata; Chondrichthyes; Lamniformes; Lamnidae
Product: transmembrane protein 52-like
Exons: 5
Coding region: 81-662 (193 amino acids)
Source: RefSeq, a predicted model, not a curated record